CUGAACAUGUGUAGAAGAUUCAACUCUUACCAGUGCUGACUUACGUUGACCUACAAGGGGAACUGGCCAGCUUUUGAGACAUCUUUACAAAGUUCCUUAGCACCUCCUGAGGUCCAAUCUCAUUCCCUAUUCCCACAAUUGACUCUCCCUUAUACGUUAGUGGGAAUAAACUGGUACCAUUCAAGCAGUUCCCAGUUUACCUGAAGCUUUGCUUGGUUUGACAGCUCUUGGAAGAGGUUUUAGGUUUGUUUCUUGUUUUGAACACCCAGAUGGGAGAACUUUUUGGUAGCCAUUUUGCUGAAGCUGUGUUGGGUGAUCCAGAUGCAAAAAGGCCUUUACAAAAAAUCUUGUUCCCCAAUCAGGAGCAAGCCAAGCAGUUCCGGAGCCAGCCUGCUCAAGCAGUGGGACCAAAAGGACUUCUCUAUGUCCAGCAAAGAGAAUUUGCAGCCACCACGUCCAAAGAUGGUUCUGUUUCCAUUCUUGGUUCAGACGAUGCAACGACAUGCCAUUUCGUGGUUCUGAGACAUACAGGGAGCGGAGCAAUUUGUCUAACUCACUGUGAUGGGUCAGAUACCGAAACAGAAGUUCUGCUAAUCACAAAUGCAGUGAAAGUGCUUUCUCCAAGCACCGAAUGUGGAAGGUUGGAAUUGCACCUGGUUGGAGGCUUUUGUGAUGACAGACGCUUGUCUCAGCGCCUUACUGGUCAACUGUUAAGAGCAUUUGACCACCUGCUAGAUAAUGUUUAUUUGAUGACAUUCUGUGUGACAGAACUGAAUGACCGCCAGGAAAAUGGCAGGCAUUUGCCAUACGUUUAUGGAAUUGCUGCAAAUGUUAAAACUGGUGAGAUUUUCCAUGCCACCUUUCCAGACCGAGGACCUGAUGAGGACAUGCGGUCUGCCAGGGUCUUAGCAGGAGCAAAGAUGAUUAGUGUUUAUGACUCAAAGAAGGAACAGCUUUGCAUUGGGCCUUACUACUGGAUGCCUUUCCCCCAUGUGGAUUUCUGGUUGGAACAGAGCAACCAAAGCAUCUUACAGAAUCUCUCCACCUCACCCCUGGCUGAGCCACCACAUUUUGUUGCACACAUCAGAGCUACUCUGCUUUAUCUAAGAGAGCAUCCGUUUCCUGAUAAGACUCUCUUCCCUACCCGAAAACCUCGCCUCUACAAAAAAAAUGCCGAGGGCUUGUGGGAGAGAAUUUCUUCUGACCAGAUCUAACCAAAAGUAGAGAAACCAAGAGCGCUCUGGAAGUAGGGUUGGGUCAAGAAAGGUGGCAGAGACCCUCUCCUUGGCAUGAACAUUGACCUGGUGAUCCCCCACGAAAACAUUAAGGAAAAACAGUGUGUUGCAUUUGUGGGAUGCUAUUGCAUCCCCCGAAUAUCCUGUUUUCCAAAGCAGCCAGUCAAUUCAGUGCAAAAUUAAGUAACGUUUACACAUUUCAUGGGGAGAGAUCCAAAGUUCUCAGGAAUGUAAAAUGGGCCUUGGUCUUGCUGUGAAGGAGGAGGUAGAACCUGAUCUUUGGUAUUCCCACCCUGCUCAGUCAUUUUCUUGCUUUAGUUAUUUGUUUGGGACCGAAGUAGAGCAAAGUAGCCAUUCUGCUUGCUUUAUCAGAGCAGCGUCCUUGAUCAAGUAUCAGCUGGAGAUGCACAGAACCUUCCUGGGCACAUUCUCACGUUGGAAUGAAGCAUUCUGGGCACUGUUUUAUAGGAAGGCACGGUCCAUUUCAAGGUCAGACCUAUUCCAGUGAGGUUGGAACGAUCUGUUCCAACAUGGGGACGCUUCUAAUAGGAUUCGAACCUGACAUUGAAACAUGAUGUUUCAGGGUUAGAACCUUCUGACCCAGAAGAUUUUGCUCACCUCUAGGACUUUCCCUGUAGUGUUGUGGGAGAUUGAAAAUGAAGCUAGGCCUUGCUUCGUGCCAUGUGAGCAGAAACUGCUCCAAGCUAAUUAGAGGUGUUUGCGCUGAGGCUUUGGGCAGUGGCUUAAGAAGGUUGACCAUGACACCCUUCCUGGACUGAGGACCAAAUUUAUGCAAGCCAGCCACAGAUAUGUUGGGUGGGGACUUGGCUCCAUACCUGUCCGCUGACAGGGACUUUGGAUUGUAGUGCAGCUCAGCAGGGAGGCGAUUCUCCUCAAUUCCUUUCUAAAGUUGACUUUAGGCCGUUGAACCGCCGUGACCAGUUGUAAUUCCUGCAAGAAAAAGAAAGUGGCUUCAGAUACCACUUUCAGGGGACACGUUUGCAGCUUUCUUUAGUUUUUUGUGCUAUAUUUUUCUCUGCUGCCCAGCUUCCUGUUCUGUCGAAGAGAAAUGGUGGAAUCUGGUCUGAAUCUCACCAUCACUGUGUCUUGCAGCAGCCAAGGAGGUGGGAUUUGAAUUAACCGGAUCAAUCAAAUCAUUGAAGAACAGUCAUAUUGUGAU
Messenger RNA from Candoia aspera, 2415 nucleotides. RefSeq names its product N-terminal asparagine amidase (gene NTAN1). The coding region runs from base 270 to 1214 and encodes 314 amino acids. The transcript has 9 exons. Gene Ontology annotation, molecular function: protein-N-terminal asparagine amidohydrolase activity. The record is from RefSeq and is a predicted model, not a curated record. Gene Ontology annotation, biological process: ubiquitin-dependent protein catabolic process. Gene Ontology annotation, cellular component: nucleus. NCBI's taxonomy places the organism in Eukaryota, Metazoa, Chordata, Lepidosauria, Squamata, Candoiidae.